UAUACCAUCCGCCAAGGAACACGCGCAGCACAAAAGUUACCCCCAAAUGUUGACGAUGUCUGCCGACAGCAGUUUCUUCGACUCUCUCUGACAAUCUGUGACGAUGUCAUCCCAUAUCCGGAGUUUCUGGUCAAUAUUGACCAGACUAAUGUCAUUUACCAGCCCGCAAAGGGCUGUACAUAUGAGCGCAUUGGCUCAAAACAGGUGGCUAUAGUUGGCCAGGAGGAAAAACGUGCUUUCACGCUCCUUGUUGGGAUAUCUGCAGCUGGCGAUCUCCUCCCAUUUAAUAUCGUUCAUGACGGAAAAUCGAAAUGUUCGCUACCAUCCCCCAAUGUGCCAUGUUACAACGAAGCACUCGAGUUAAAAUUUCAGUUCGUGUUCUCAAACACGGACACAUACUGGGCCACCUUUGAGACCAUGUGUACAUAUGUCACUGGGAUUCUCGUACCAUUCUGGAUCGAGAAGAAACAGCAGCGAGGGGUUCCACUCAAUCAGCCAUGCAUUCUUCAGCUCGAUUGUUGGUCAGUUCAUCGCUCUGUUGCAUUCCGAACGUGGCUCGAUGUCAACUAUGAAUGGAUCCGUUACCGGUUUGUCCCUGCAGGCACAACU
Molecule: messenger RNA, 609 nt
Organism: Suillus fuscotomentosus
Lineage: Eukaryota; Fungi; Basidiomycota; Agaricomycetes; Boletales; Suillaceae
Exons: 1
Source: RefSeq, a predicted model, not a curated record